CAGCCCGGCGCCGGCAGCCGCCAACACUCCCACUGGGGCUCUCCAAACACCUCCUCCUCCCGUACACAUUGUAAACAGUAACGUGUUGUUGAACAUUGUACCGACGUCACAGAAUGGGACCGGUCCUCAGGCCAAACCCGGGACAGCCACAGUCACACAACUGGUCACCCAUCAGCCAACUGUCAUCAGUAGUUCAACUUGCACCCCCUCAACCACUAAAACAGACUCCAUAUCACAGUCCAAGAUAGUAUUACACAGUCAGUCUCAGCCCGUGGCAAUCAGUGUAUUAAACAACCCAACCUUUACUGCUCCUGUGAUGAACCCUUCCAAUAACCAGCCCCACUGUACAGUUACCAGCUCCAUCCUGGCAGCGAGCAGUCCUGUUUCUAUCAAUGCUAUGGUCAAGCCCGCAAUCACUGUGAUCACACAGCCUCAUGCCGGAGUGACUAAGGCGGGGACGGCUGCCCCCAUAACAGCCUCUCAGUCACAGCCUUCUCGUCCUGGGAUAGCAGCACCUCAGCGUGUCCUCACCCAACAGCUCAUAGUCAGGCCUCAGCAACAGCCAACAGUCCAGCUGGCUCCUGGGUUUACCAUCCCACCAGGUAUGAUUCUGGUUCGCACAGAAAGUGGGCAGCUUGUCAUGGUUCCCCAGCAAGCUUUAGCCCAGGCUCAGGCUCAAAGACCAGGAAACAUCUCUCCGAGGCCUUGUGCUCCCACAAGUGGGCCUACGUUCCGCCUGACAUCAACUCAGCAAUCCAUGACGCUCUCCUCAAUCCGGCCAGCAGCCCCAGUGCAAGCCAAGCUCAUCACACCCACUGCCACCCCCCUCAGUGCCGGCUCCGCCACCGUUACCAUGGUGACACGCUCCCCCAUUUGUGUUAGCAGCAGCAGCCCACAGACAGUAUACACCACGGCCGUGGCAGGUGUCACUGGCCACCACAUGUCUGUCCAGCAGACUCCAGCACAGCAGCCCAGCAUCGCUGGAGGCCAACCCCAGGCUUCACCUCGGACUCCGCUUCAGCCCCAGCCUGCAACCAAACUACACACACAGGUCCACCUACAACCCCAGGUGGUCCCAAGCUCCCCACUGGCAGGAACAGCUGCUGUAGCACAGAUCCCGUCAGUGUCGCAGUCUCUUCCUCUGGUGCGAGGAGGGCAGGAGAUUCAGGAGAACGUGAAGAAAUGCAAGAACUUCCUGGCCACCCUGAUCAAGCUGGCAUCACACAGUGGCCAAUCGGCUGAUACCUCCCGCAACGUCAAGGGCCUUGUCCAGGACCUGUUGGAUGCCAAGAUUGAACCGGAGGAAUUUACAAACAGGCUUCAGUCUGAGCUCAAGUCAUCCCCACAGCCAUACUUGGUGCCUUUUCUGAAGAAAAGUUUACCAGCCUUGAGGCAAUCUCUUGCUCACAACCAGCAGUCUAUCCUCCAAGUGCAUACACCGGCCACAGCUCCCUCACAGGCCACGUCCACCCCGCUGUCCACAGGAACCAUCACCGCUAUUGUGGCCGGACCCACCGUGCGUCUGCGGCAACCUACCACCGUGGCCGUGACUCCCACCCAGAUCAGCCUGACACCAGGACGGAGCUCACAUCUGAUUGUGCAAUCCCCAACCCAGACAGUAAAGAGGCAAAGUGUUAGUCCUGGGGCUCAGGUCAGGAUGCCAAUGAUGAUUACGCCGUCCAUCAGACCAGUGGGGAAGACAUGGCCGGGGAGCAAGAGCACAGCAAGUGUCACGCUUGCUGUCUCGGCGACUCAGAGGAUCAAACACACCGACCCUGGAGGUGGCGCCUUCAAGGACGACGAUGACAUUAACGAUGUUGCCUCGAUGGCCGGUGUUAAUCUCAGUGAGGAGAGCGCCCGGAUCCUGGUCACCAACUCCAGCUUGGUGGGAGCGUGCGUCCACUCCUGCAAGGACGAGGCCUUUCUAGCCAGUGGGCCCCUGCAUAGACGCAUGCUGGAAACGGCUAAAAGGUUUGGGAUCUCAGACAUUCCAGUCGACAUAGUGAACACGGUCUCUCACGCAACGCAGGAACGGUUAAAAACGGUCAUCGGAAAAUUAACAUCAAUUGCACAGCACAGGAUGGAAGUGCACAAGGACGAGGAAUGGUAUGAACAAGCGACAGAUGUUCGGACACAGCUGAAAUUCUUUGAACAGCUGGAGCGGCUCGAAAAGCAAAGGAAGGAUGAUCUGGAGCGGGAGAUCCUAUUAAAGGCAGCCAAGAGCCGCUCCAGGCAAGAAGACCCUGAGCAGGCCCGGCUGAAGCAGAAAGCGAAGGAGAUGCAGCAACAGGAGCUGGCACAGAUGAGGCAACGAGAUGCCAACGUGACUGCACUCGCUGCCAUUGGGCCACGCAAGAAACGUAAGCUGGACUUCCCUGGCCAGGCGGGUGCUGGGGUGACCACAGAGAGUGAGAACGCUGCCUCCACACCAGGGCUUCAGGCUGGACCCGGGGCCUCGGCUGGCCGUCAGUACACCCGCCAGCGAGUUACACGCGUGAACCUCAGGGACUUAAUCUUCUACAUGGAACAGGAGCCAGAGACGUCCCACUCGCUCACACUGUACCGAGCUCUGCUGAAAUGAGGGGCAGGAGAGCUACCUGCACCCCCACCUCCAGCCUGUGCCUUUUUAAUCUUUAUUCAUUUAGUUACAAAACAUGUUUACUCUCAUCAUACCUCAUCUUUUAUAACUUUAGAUACCUCCAACUGAUCGUCCACACCCAGUGUUUAAUCAUCAUUUGUGUCAGAUCUCACGUUUGUGAGAGGGGGGUUGUGGGGGGGCUGCCCCCUACCCUCACAUGCCCCCAAUAUUCCUGUCGGAGUCUUGAUGUUGAUGUAAGUUUGCGGAGCAGCCCGUGCUCAGGACAAGGGAACGAACGACUGUAAUUUGUUCUUUAUUGUAUUUGUAUCUUUAUUUAACGUUUUCUUUUAUACGCUGACUGUCCAGUGUAACGUUCAGGGAGCUUUGCCGGGCGGUCCCAUUGUCUUCCUGAGGUCGCUGGCUCUCACAGUCUCACCAGUGAGUAUUUGGGGGGAGGAGAGGGAUGGGGAUGUAGAAGAACACCUUUAAUUUGGAAGGUGGGUGGGGGAGGAAGACUAGCCCUCUGAGCUCCCCAGAGCUGUACUUUGCCAUGAGAAAACAGCACCCUUUAUUGCUGAGUGUGAAGUGGGCCUGACUAUGUGAGGGACCUGGAAGCAGGUCAGACGCGUACUCACUGGCUCUCACCCCACGGGCUGGGCUGGGUCUCAGAUUGACUCCUGGCUCCAGGUCUGAGCUGGGGGGGGGUGGGGGGGAGGGCAGGAGUCACAGGGGAGGGGAGAGUUGGGGGAGGGGCUGGGACAGAAACAAAGCACAAAUGAUUUCUCAAUCAAUUUUUAAAAAAGUUUUAAUUUUUUAUGGUUCUUAAAGAACGAGCAAAAGUAUAUUUGCACUUGAUCUGCUGCCAAACUCUUAUUUAAGACGGUGUUUUAUGUGAACAGGCGAGCGAGUGAUCAUGUAGGAAAGAAAGGAGAUGGUUUUUAAGUGUCUCGCUAAUGUGUACAUAGUGUUUACAAAGCCCGCUGGUUAUUAGAAUGACCUUAUUUUUGGUAACGAAACUCUGUACAUACGGUCCAGCUGGGACUGCAGCACCGCGACUACAGAAACUCGCGACUUUGUACUUAUUUUGUAAAGAAGUAAAAGCGUCUGUUUUAUUAAACUUUCCCGCGAUCUCC
Molecule: messenger RNA, 3711 nt
Organism: Callorhinchus milii (elephant shark)
Lineage: Eukaryota; Metazoa; Chordata; Chondrichthyes; Chimaeriformes; Callorhinchidae
Product: transcription initiation factor TFIID subunit 4
Exons: 16
Coding region: 317-2581 (754 amino acids)
Biological process (GO): DNA-templated transcription; transcription initiation at RNA polymerase II promoter
Cellular component (GO): transcription factor TFIID complex
Molecular function (GO): protein heterodimerization activity; DNA binding; RNA polymerase II general transcription initiation factor activity
Source: RefSeq, a predicted model, not a curated record